Messenger RNA from Colletotrichum scovillei, 780 nucleotides. RefSeq names its product esterase/lipase. The transcript is spliced from 2 exons. NCBI's taxonomy places the organism in Eukaryota, Fungi, Ascomycota, Sordariomycetes, Glomerellales, Glomerellaceae. Gene Ontology annotation, molecular function: hydrolase activity. The record is from RefSeq and is a predicted model, not a curated record. Bases 1 to 780 code for a protein of 259 amino acids.
AUGGGGCAUUCAAACUCGACCUUCCACAAGGAACUAUCGAUCAAGGAGUUGUCAAAGCAGUUUCAAGACCAUGCGAAGUCAAACGGACGCGCGGUGCUCAUUCUGGGUGGUGGCGGCUACAUCGAGCUCAUGGUGGGCCGUGAAGGUGUCGCCGUCGCACGCUGGCUCGCUUCUCUCGGUUUCGAGGCCUUUGUACUUGUGCACCGAUUCCCGACAGCAGAAACAGGACCCCAAGCCCCUGUCGACGAUGCCAGACAGGCGUUGCGUCUGAUCGAAGAGAAGGCGGCGCCAGCGAGGUUAGCGUUGUGCGGUCUCUCCUCCGGCGGCCACCUUGCGUCCGCGCUGCUGGCCGAGUACCCGGCUUCGUGGGCGUCUUCUUCCGGGGCACCGGUGCCGAAGCCGGAGUUCGCCAUCAUUGGAUACGGACCUAUCUCUACCAAUGCCAAGGGGCACACCAUAAUUCCCAAUAAGGCACCCCUCGAGCCGCCGGCGAAGCAGGAGCUUUACGAUGUUGUCAUCCCCGAUCAGCAAAUUUCGCGCCCGGCACCGCCAACCUUUAUUGUGUAUUCUGCCAGCGAUCCCGUGGUGCCUGUGGUGAACGCAUACCGGCUUGCGCAGGGGUUGCAGGCAGCGGAGGGGUCUGUCGAGCUCCACGUUUUUGCUGACGCGCCCCACGGCUUCGCUUUGGACACUGAAGGGUUGCCGGUCUCAAAAUGGCCCUCAAUGGCCGAGGAGUGGUUACGGCAGAGAGGAUAUCUGGCAUAUAUAUUUGAGAAGUAG